AUGUGUACAUCCCGUGCGCCUGCCUUGUUCGCACAUAUUUUGUUUCCUGUGUGUAAAGGGUGUGGCAAACCAAAGCAAGCGUGUGCAAUGUGUAGGCAAGAGAUCCCGGCCGAUUUCCUCGACCACCCAACUCUGCUCUCCUCCAUAGAGGCGGAGAAGGAAGAGGUCCUGCCGGGAGGCUACCAGUGGUUUUAUGAAGGACGAAAUGGGUGGUGGCGCUAUGAUGAACGCACAAAUACUGAUAUAGAGGAGGCUUAUGCGCAAGGGGAAACGUCGCUCACCCUCCUCAUAGCUGGGUACAACUAUGACAUUGACCUAACCAACAUGAAACAAGCCCGUGCAGACUGUCCCGGCCUGCGCAGACGCAUCAAGCGGGAUGUGGUGUCCUCCUCGGCCAAGGGCACAGCGGGUCUAUCGACCAAGCUGUUCAGGGGCCAGGGCGGGCGUGGACGUAGCAGGGGUCGCAAGAGGAAAAGUGAUGACAAAGAUUAGAUCAUAUGAAACCACACUGGCUUUAGCAUACCCUGACAAGGAGUAAAUAGAUGACAGAUAAGUAGAAGUUCACAAAGGAAAAAAGAAAAUAAGGAAAACUAAGAAAGAAAAGCCAUCGUGGUUUAUGAUGUUCUUAUUUUAAGGUUGAAUAUAUGUAUGUGUAUCUUAAGGAAUUUUUUGUUUAUUAUAUUUUUAAGAAAAAAAGUGAAGAAUUUAAUAGUUUUAGCAUAUAUAUUGGAGAUCAGUAAUCUAACACUUUUAAUGAAAAUCAGAUGCAGUGAAUUGCAUUCAUUUUAUUUAUGUGUGGAUACCUACAGUAAGACCAGAUUUGAUAUGCAUUAGAAGUAAAAACAGAUAAGCACAGUGGAUUAGAUUUUUACUGGUUUGCUGUAACCUCAUAAAAGUUCAUAUUCUGUCAUUGCAAUGUGUAAACCUCAAUAAAGUAAAAAUCUUUCUGCUCUUUUUAUGAUCAUUUGAUAUUAGCAGACAUGUUUGAUUAGUCCACACAUUCACCCAGUGAUUUUGCCGUAGAAAUUGUAGAAUAACUAAAAUUUCAACCUAGAAGUUUCAAAGUACUAGUCUACAGAGUUAUAAAAUGGCCAAAUUUUAACCCAUAAGCUUUCAAAUAAUGGUAAUAAACAGCUGAAUUAUCAAUAUAGAAUUCAACUAUUUUGGUGCAUCUUUUUUUCGUGUCUGGUUUUCUGUUUGCCCGAGAGAUUGAAGAACAUUUUCGUAUGUAUUGAUAGAAUGUACAAAUACCCGAAGGAGCUAACUUGCAAAAUACAUAAAUUGCCAGCUUCUUUAAUCCUUUGUGCUGAGAUGGCAGGACUCACAUGCCAUGUCCUCUGUGAUAUUAGUUUAUUAAUUGUGUUUUUACAUAAUGGCUCCACAAGUACUUAGUCAUGAAGGAUUUGAUUACUGGCCCUACUUAUCUCACCCGUAUACCCCUUUCCUUGAUUUUCAGAAAUAUUCUUUUUUGUUUUCUUUUGCUGUUAGUAUUUUCACGAUCAUAAUCACAUUGUUAAUUAUAUUAAUAAU
Penaeus vannamei (Pacific white shrimp) is the source of this 1530-nucleotide messenger RNA. NCBI's taxonomy places the organism in Eukaryota, Metazoa, Arthropoda, Malacostraca, Decapoda, Penaeidae. The record is from RefSeq and is a predicted model, not a curated record.